ACGAAGGACUUUAACGAACGCCCAAAGCAAGAGGCGUCGCGUAUAGUCGAAAAGUUAACGAUGAAAAUUGCAAUAAUUGGCGCCGGGGUAAGCGGUUUAGCUUCUAUAAAAUGCUGUUUAGAUGAAGGACUCGAGCCAGUUUGCUUUGAGAAAAGCUCUAGUAUCGGCGGUCUGUGGAAAUUUUCCCACGACCAAGAAAUGGAUACAAACGUGAAAAGUGGGUCGGUUUAUGAGUCAACAGUCAUCAACACUAGCAAAGAGAUGACCUGUUUCUCGGAUUUUCCCGCUCCGAAGUAUUUCCCGCCGUUCAUGCCGCGUGAUCACGUCGUGGAAUACCUGCAGAUGUACGCUGAGAAUUUCAAACUGUCAAAGCACAUUCGUUUUAACGUGACUGUACUCGAUAUAAGCCGCACCCCGAAUCACAGGAAUACAGGCCAAUGGAGAGUUUCCCACAAGGAUAUCAACGGAAACGUGACAGAAAGCAUUUUUGAUGCUGUUAUGAUUUGCAAUGGGCACCUGUCAAAGCCAUAUUUUCCGGCUUUUAAAGGGAUUGAUGCAUUUCAGGGACAAAAGUUGCACAGCCAUGCGUACAAGAGCUACCGCGGAUAUGAAAACAAAGUUGUUGUUGUCAUAGGUAAGUUUCAAACGAUUGAAAAAAGCUUUUACUUUUACGAAAUAAACUUAGUAUCUUCGAUAGAGCUUAGCGUUAGGUCAUUACUAGCACUACACAGAGGGCUUCAAAAAGGUAGUUCUCAUAGCCGAUGACUAUGUUUUAGGGCAAGCCGGCUUUUUUGUUUUGUAACCGAUUUCAAUCCUUUCUGAGUGACUCGUAUCACAUAAAAUUCUUGACUUUCAAGUAGCUUUUUUCACUUGUUGAUGCCUAUCAAACACCAUGAUCAUUUGUUUAAUUACUUAACUAAUAUAGAGAAUUUGUGUGAAAUUUUGUUGUUAAAACUAAACCAGACGUAAUAACAUUAAUUGACUAUUUAUUAAAUUAGUUUUCUCUUCUCUGGGAGAUUAAUCUAGAAUCAAGGAAGAGCAAGAAAAUCACUUGCAAAAAUUGGAUGUUUCUAGGUGUAGCGGAAACCAUUGUUGGUUCCCUUUUGUUUUAUGGUGUGGGUAUAGUUUAGAGUCUUUUCAAUUUUGUAUUACGUCAUUUGGUGAUUCACCAAGAACCUUCCCAAAAAUCAAGUUCUUUUGUAUGAUUUCUUAUCGGCAAACAGAAAAUACUAUCCGUUUACUAUCCUAAACUCAUUUAUUAAACUAAGAUAAUCCGGUCUUGUUUAUUUUUCAAGUUUAUUUCCAGCCCUGACAGGUGCCUUUUAUUCACGAUGAUUUUUUUCCUCUCGCCUGAUCCCUAAAAUAAAUUCAAGUGAAUGUACAGUUGCAAGUUAAAAAGAGAUAAAAACAAAGUUUGCGCAGAUAAUCGUGGUUGCUAAGGAACGGUUCACACCUGGUAACCGGGUACGUUGCCGAGUAAAGUACUCACUGGACACUACAGUUCCCGAAAACUCGAACCCUCGCUAACUCGAACCUCGCACUAACUCGAACCAGAAUCGAUUUCUCCUGGAAUUCCCAUACAUUUACUGUAAUUUUACCCCCGAUAACUCGAACCUCCCGCUAACUCGAAGUAGGUUUUGUUUUCCCUCAGAUCAUCUCUAUAUAAUUUUUCCCUCGAUAACUCGAACCAUGUUUUGAACCCUUAAAAAGUCGGGGAAAAAAACAGUCUACUGGCGUCCGAAACAGUGAAUUUAGAAUUUUCCCAUUUACGUGCGGUAGGAGUAUAGUUUACUGGUGGAGGCUGGUGUUGAUUGUCUCAAAUCUAACGUGAAACAGUUUUAUUUCUCAAACAGUAAAACGAAUGCUCUAGUUAGACAAUGUCUUGUUACGUUACGUUCUGAUUUAUAAUCUAGAAGUAUCUUUUAAUUUUCACUUAACAUUUCUACAAUUAAAUGUGAUUAAAAUGUUCACUGUGCAGUUAAAACUGUUCUUUUUCUUACUCCCGGCUAUUUUCUUCUAGCUCCCGAUAACUCGAAUUCCCGAUAACUCGAACUUUUUUCGAUUUCCCUUGAAGGUUCGAGUUAUCGGGAGUCGACUGUAUUGUGAACACACCCUUUUUUUUAAAGUGUCCACGCUCGGAAUUGCGGCACUGUGCUGGUGCCAACGUACAAGAUAGACCUUCUACCCCGACCUCAGUACUCGGGCGGUGAAGUGAGCGCCGGGUCCAUAUGUACAUACGUUUUCUCUUGUUCUGAAAAAAUCCACUACUUUGUACUCCCUACUACGCUCACGACUCAAAAUGGCGUCUUUGACAGGGCGAAAUGUAGCAAAUAUACUAACAAAUACAUGUCAGGUACUCGAGGUGUGAACACAACAGCAUUUUGGGCCGGUAUCUAGGCAUUACUUUUCAGGCACUUUGCGUGAAUUGCUGAGCACCAGAGAUAAUCAUUCAUUCAAAGCUAUAAUUGUUAUUCUUUCUUCUUUCAGUUUCGAGCUUAAUUCACUACUUUCGGCAAUGAGAAUUCGCAAGCAUAACGAACACAAAAUGUAUCCGUUGAAUGUUUAUUGCUUUGAAGAAAAUUAAGUAAACCGACUCAUGCCUUUUCGGAAUAGCAUAUUUAGAUCCUCAUCUCACAUCGUAACUGAACGGGCGCGACCUAGUUUUUGUAUUGCUGUUGUUCUUUAUAGUUUAAUACAUGACAGUAUGACAGUUCUUUCCUUGCUCUUUUUUUAAAAUGCUAAUGAAAAAAAUUAUUAAAAAAGGAACAUCGACUUAAAUCGUACAAGUAAUGAAAAAAGUAAAAGGAGCAUUAACUUAAAUCGUACAAGUUUUAAGAAUGACAACUUUUACUAGAAUGAUUUUUCUAAACUCAGAUCCGAAACCUUGAUAAAAUAAUACGCAAAUAUCUACAUUUUCAUUUACUUAAUUUUUAACUUAUUGGGGUGAUUCCAUGUUGCGGACAUUAUAUUACAUUCAGAUACUAAAAUUAAUAUUUUAAACCCCAAUUUAGAUGUCAAAAUGUUCAUUAAGGGUGUUCAAACAUAUCAAGAAAGUAUUUUUAGUGUUCCUUUUGUACCUACUGAAAAGAUGCUUUGGUUAGCUCUCAAGACCUUGAAGGUAUGAGUUGAAGAAAGUGUCAUGUUCGGACAUUACAAUUUAUACAACCACUUUUUAAAGUAACUUUCUUUAAAGAGAUUUUCCUGUGAAUUUUUAACCUUGAGCAGAAAAUAAUUGUGCGAUCAAAACAUGACAGUAAUUAAAUUUUUCAACUGUCAAAAAAAAAAUAGUCCAUGCAACCUUGUUCCAAUGAUUCUACAAACAAAAGUUUGUUUUGCGGACAUUUAAUUUUUGGGAACACAUUUUUUAUCAUUCAUUUUCUAGUCAGUGUUGCUGACUGUGGCUAUGUCCUAUUGUUCUGUAGUUACUUCUCUGAAAAUGAAGCUGUGAAGUUAUCAUUCACUUUAUUUAUGUUCUAUUAUAAUAUUAUAUAAUCUCCUUCUGAGACCUAGUAUCACGCGAUACCAGCCAGAUGUUUUUCAGCUGUACUGACUCCUUAAAAUAAUUUCAAAAUUAAUUUGAUUACAUCUCAAGUAAAUGUUUUGAGAAAAAAAAACGUUCUCAGUAGUGAGGAGAUUAUUUUGUUUUUUCUAAAACUGAUUUAGCUACUGAAAUUAUCAUAUUUUGUCAUUCAGUCUGACUUAAAGACAUAAACUGUAAAUUUGCACUAAAACUGGACAUUGUUCACUACAUAUUAUAUUACAAAUUCUACUUAACAAAAUAAUACUCAUUCAAGUUUGCAGAAGAAACAAUGACGUUAAGUGGUUUUCCUCAAAAAGCAUGCUUACGAACUGUUCUGAGCAUGCUCAGCAGUACAGAACCCCUGACCAGCUACUCAAUUGGCCAUUUUGGAGUUGCAUAGGGAGCUGGGGCAAGUUUCAAAUUUAAACUAAUCGAUAAACUGACACCACCAUAUAAAAGUUCAUGUUGACAUUUGUUAUUUGACCAGGUUUGGUGUUCUAAAGUCGAACAGGGAUCAAGUUAUGACUCGUGGAACAUCAUGGUUAACCCAUUCGCUCCUGGAGAUUUUGCCGAAAAACGCGUUUUGAAGCUAGUCGAGUGGUUUUCUGGUCACUGUCGUGCUAUAAAGAGCUAAAACUUACCACAAACUGGUUUACAGGUCCAACACUUCGCGGCCUUCUGAUCCAGAUGCAAAAUAUCAGCUUGCGAAGUUCGGGCAUGCGCAGUUCGGGCAUGCGCAGAAAGCAAACUUUUCGCUUUCUCUCCUCCCUUCUUUUUUCGCUUUUCUUGCCUCAUUUUUUUUUCUCUUGCUGGGCAUUUAGUGGGCUUCAUUUUGGUGGGAAGAGUUUUUAGGAAAGCUUUUAGGAUCUUAGGAUUAGGUGAAAGGAAAGGUAGGUGGGUAAUAGAACAAGAUUUUCAUGGAGAUUUUCAGGUCAAUGUCACGUGGUUUUUUGCUUGUUUCUCCGGUGUCCUUGACUGAAUUGUGCUCAUUCUAGUAUGGUUUGAAAGAUCUCUUCACUCUGCACAAGUUAGCGAAGAAAGUUAUCCUUGACCGCUAAAACUGAUGACGUCACAAUGGGUAGAAAGGACCUGGAUCCGCACGGGCGGUUACGGGCGGUUCAGGGGCGAAUGGGUUAAAGAUCCAUAUAAAUGUCUGUUAUUUUGUGACAGCGUCCCCCAAAACCAUAUAAACUCUUCAUGAUAUUUUUCAGUUUUUCUGUUAAACUGCAAAAUUUAUCAUGCAUCUAUGCUACUUUAUGGAAGGAACUAAUUCGAAUAUCACUAUGUUUGCCCAUUUUCAAGAUUAUCACAGAAAUCAUAAAUUAUUUAGAGUGUUUUUAAUAGUUUGUAAGUUAAAUUCAACCUUUUUGGACAUUAUGGAAAAGAUACCAGCUAUUUUUAAUUUGCCAUUUACAUUUGUACAUCAAUAAAAAGCAAUUUAGCGUUAAGUAGGCUGUUGUCUGAAUCUAAUUCAGAGUUAGUAAGAAGUAAAUAUCUGUAACAGCCUAAAUAACUGAAAAAUCUAACAUGUGUAAUGUCCGCAACACUUUUCAACUUGUAAUUCUGAGCAAAGAAAACCCACCCAGGAAAUAUUUUGAAAUUAAAAUAGAGUAUACAUCAGACUAGCUGAGCAGCAUCAAUAGCAAAUGAAAAAUCAGUGCACUGCGUACAGGAACUGAAAAGAGGUACCUUAAUGUUGCGGACAUUACGUAAUGUCCGCCACACAAAUUCAAUGUCAAUUUUCUUAGGAAAGUGCCAGUAGCUGGAUAAUUAUUUAUGGCGUAAUGAUAGUGUAAGGCAAAGGUUAUACACACAUACUUUUAUUUUAAUUGUAAUGUUUUCUUAGAUGUUAAACUUGGUUUAAAAUUUUCUUCCAAAAAUUAUAAAAAUAUAAUGAGAUUCAAAUUCUCCGGAUUUCAUGCCUUCUAACAUUAAGCACAUGGAUUAGACGCACAAAAUCUCAGUAAUUUGAAACAGCCCAUUGUUUCAGCUUUCUGUUGGUAUAAGUUUCAUUGCGCAAAAUGUUAUUUUAAAAAAUUCAAAAUUUCACUGUCUGGCGUGGAAUUGCCCAUUGAUAUACACGAGCACUGCCGGCAUGCAGAAAAUUACAUUUUUCAUUUGGGCCGAGGAGGUGCCGAGAGGAAUUUAUUCAAGCUGUUCCAGACCCCCUACCCCACCCUCUCGCUGCUCGCUGCUCCACAUCUCUUUGCACCGUCCCCAUGAUCUGAAUGAAGAGAGGAUAAAGGGGACCUCCGUUAAAUUUAUCAAAGAAUCCCCGGCUAAGAUAAUUGUCCAACACAGCUGUAGAACAAUAGGAGAGCGAUAACUGGGGCUAGAGCUUUUAGGUCUAUUGAAAUAAAAUUAGUAUUAUUAGGAAGAUUUUUUUCUUGUACAACUAAUAAUUGAGAACUUGAAAUUCGACAUGCAACUCGUUCAUUUCUGCCAAGAAUUAAGAAUUAACUAAUGAGCGAUAAACACCAAAUAUGAAUACGUCAAAAACUGCCUAGUUUACAAAGCGCUAUAAAUCUGCUAAGGGCCUCGCAAGGUUGUUGUCUUUCAGUGAACGUGAAUAACAUAACGUUAUCCACGGAAUCCAACUGCGCUCUCUGACGCGGGAAGGAAUUUAUGGUGCUCAAUUAUGUUACGAAGUAGUUGCUUUUAGUUUUGUUUUUGAGUUUUGGUAUUUUUCAGGUUUUUCAUAUGUUUAGGGCAUCCGAGUGAUUCUUUUGUAGUACGUGCUGGCUUCUUGGUAAACAGUCAUAGUCCAAGGAAAUUCAAUGCAUAGUCACACGAAUAGUUCUUGAGUUUUGAGUUGUAUCAUCUACAUUUGGAGGAUUCGUUUAACUUAAUUGUACUUCUUCUUGAAGUAGGCAUGUUUGGGGACAAUGCCGGAUCCAGACCUUGAGAUAAGGGGGGAGGGGGAGCAGUCUCCAAAAAAUUGGCCUCAAUUUGAUCUAAAAUUAAGGGGGAGGGGGCCGAACCCCAAGGUCCCUCCCCAGGAUCCGCCACUGGGGGAUUAUAGCUGACCUUGAGUUCUACCUACACUGAAGCCGUUCCUGUUUUGUAUGAUUGUUCCUACUGAGCAGUUUUAAAAACACACUUUAAUAGUAGUUCCCCUUGGGGCUUUUCAGACACUAUUUAUAAAAUAAAAACUUAAGUAUAAAGGAAAUAUUUGACAUUAAAACUAUUGUUCAGAAAUCAAAUGGUUCUUCGUUAAGUUUUUAAAACGUUUUAACGAGGAGCAGGCUUUUAAAUUGUCACCUAAGUUGUUCCAGAUGUUAACAGCUCUGUAAAUAAAGUUCUAAGUUUUACCGCUCGCAUUCAAUUGGUUCAUUGGUACUUGUAAAUCACGACAAUGUAUUUUAUUCUCCACGAAUUUAAGCGACAGCAUAUGCAAUGGAAAGUUCUCACAGUCAGCUAAGCCAAACACAUCUAUAAUCUGAUUAUUUAAUUCGCUAAUGAUGGGCUUGCUUGUUAGAAGAAGAAGAAGUGUUGUUGUGCCUGUUGAACGCCGAGAAGAAUAAAGGUAGAAGAACAGACUGAGAGUCUUGGUAUCUUUCUCGUUAAUAGGCCAAGCAAGCUAUACAUCCCCUAACAUACUUGGGGGAGAACCCGGGCAACGAUUUAUUGGUCGGUCAUGGAACCUGGUCUACAACUAGAAUCGAACCACAUCGAGGGUCUCUUCCGAGAAGAAGUCUGCACACAUCUACAUUUUGGUAGAGGAUUUAUCGCAUGCAAUUUCGGAGUUACCUAGGUGUCGUUAGUUCUAUGUUAUGGCUAAAAGUUCUUGGUAUGCUCCGACUAGUGUAAUACAUACUAGCCUACCUAGAAGGCGCUCGGAAGAAAUGGAUGCAAGAAAGAACGGGGCGCGCGAGGGAGACACGCGUGGGGAGAGGGAACGCCUGCCCGAGAGGCCCAUGAAAAUUGUUUUUACUCGCUUUCUGAGAGUGCGAAAAAUUCCUAUUGGUUGAGGGUUCCCGAGGGGAUAAGUGUUCUCGUUAGGCAAGAAAACUGUCAAUGAAAGAAAACACGGAAUCGUUUGUAAACAUGUGGCACAAUAAAAGGAAGUGAAGGUCUUGUUAACACCACUAAAUGGUAUACUCGAAGGUCAGAUCUUGGAGUUCUCUAAUUCAAUGGGACUUUGUGGCUAAAAUCUCAAAGAAAAGUUGAAGGGUUCAAGGGGCAUUCACAAAGGAACGAUUUGACAUCAAACACUCAUCGCGUGCUUCCCUCGCGAACCCCGUUCCUUCUCGCCCCCGUUACUUCCAAAGCGCCUGCUACACAGGCUAAGUACAUACAGGAUCACACAGCGAACUAAGAGAUCAGAUCAUGUGUAAGGCGUUCGUUUACAAGAGGUUAAAAACAAUGGAAAAUGAUAAAACCAUAUCCCAAAAAGUGGUCGCGGUUUCUUACGAGAUGUGGUCGUUUACGAGAGGUUCCGACUGUACGAUUUUGACUGGGAAAUUUUUGGUGUUUUGGAUUUGUGGUCGCUUAUGCCGGGCUGGGAGGGAGUCUCUUACUAGAGGUGAACGCACAUGGAGGUUCUACUGUAUUCAAAUGUUUAAGUAUGUAGUCAAACCAUGAGAUGUCAUCGAGAGACGCGCUCGAUAUUUGUAUUAAGGCUUUAUGAGGCUAUUUUUCAAUAUCAAUGCGCUAUGUAGCCAAUAAAAACAAUGACAAUCAAGGAUUGACCGCUUUGGCAACUAGGCUUUCGGUACGCUUAUAGAUGAUUUUUAAAAAAAAACAUUCGAGGAAAUUAAACCAGCGAGAGAAUAACUGAUGUAAGUCCCGCUGUAAGUCUCCUUCAUACCAAUGAGUACGAUUCUUUCAUAAUUCUUCUGGAAAACAAAUAAGAUAACAAUUUCGUUGUACUGGUAUUGUCUCUGGUCGUCUUAAGUAAAAACUGGAAAAAACUCAGAACAUGUCGAGACGAAUAUACAAGCAAUACUCAAGUAAUUUCAAGAAUGAUCGAAUAGUAGUGCGGUGAAAUUCUUAGAGCCUUGCCUUACUUAAGUUAUUUACGUUAAAAGAGAAUGUUGAUUAGAAUACUACCCCAUUAUGGACGAAAUUAACUAAUGUUCUCAAAAUAUUGUUACUAAAAUCCGACCUUUAAUUACAUCAAGUUCAAGGUAAAAUAUUUUUUAUGUAUACUACAUAAGAGGCAUUACAAUUAUAUAAAACCCAUAUGUAAGCCUAUUUUCUAAACAAUAUCACGCUAAAUCCUAUCUACUAACACAAAUCAAUCUGAGCUAAUAAGUUAUGGUUUUAAGAAUGAGAUAAUCGAGUCAGAGUUACAGAAACAGAUUUGUGCGUGAAACCCCCUUUUUCUUAAAGAAACAUAACUUACGCGAGUAAUAGUUCAGUUUCGUAGCUUAAAAACGAGAUAAACCAAACCCUUAGAAAGAAUUGCACCACAAGCACUGAAUAUCUGAUUCAAUUGCGAGUAACUUUCAAGUCUUCGAUGCUUAGAUAUAUCAGUACAAUGAAACCUUGAUAUAACGAAGUACUUCAAGUGACACUCUGGUAUGACAAAUGACCAGUUCUUCGCUCCCUAUUAUAGUAAAAUCUAUGGAACAGAGCACCGAUCGAUACUGUGAUAACCUACUCCGGUUAACGGACGCUUUUAGACUGUCAUUAUGGGCUGAUAUCGCUCAUGGUCUUCAAAGAGAACCAUGAGAACGUCAUGAGAGUCUACUAACAGUAUUUUUAGCUUCAAAUGGAUGGGAACGUUCAAUGUAAAAUAUAGCCGACGUGUAGGCUAUAUCAAAUAGUAAUAAACGACGAUAACAAAAUGCUAGAACAGUGAGUUGACUUCUCACCCGGCCAAGGUAGAGAGUUCUCACCCGAGUAAAACUUUUAGAAGGCAGGUCUAAAAACGGGCGAGGUAAUGUAAUGUCUUGUUCUAAUAUCAUGAAAAGGGUUAAUAUGCAGUGAACUGGGCGGCACACGCCCAUCAAGAAUUCCUAGCAGUAUCCCUCGGGUUAGGGACUAUCACUCGUUGUAAUUUGAAUAAACUGAUCACAGAGCUUGGUAAACGGAAUAUAAACUGAAAAGGCCAGUGAAAGCCUAAUACCACCUCUCUUUGGCAAAUGUCAAGUUUUUUUUUUUUUUUGAAGCAGGCUACGUGAAGGACUAAUGUAGCGAAGCUAACCCAAUAUUGCUUUCUUGUCUCUUGAGCUAAUUCACGUGCAGUUCACGUGAUGAGGGGAUUACAGUAAAAACCGACAACUAAGAAACUACAUUUUGCGAUGUUAGCCUAAACAGGGUCUUACAUAAAUGGUAAUUAGCAAAAAUUUGGGCUAUUUACGUUUUAAAUAGGUUGAAAAAAUAAAUACAUGUGCGGCUAAGAGUAUUAAAUGACAUUCAGCUCAUUCCUUAAGUAAAAACCUGUCUACAAUUACAAUUGCAGUUGGAGUAAUAAGACACCUAUGUCUCGAAAGAAGAUCCUAAAUAUUGACUCGUCUUAUAUAUUUGCUCAAGUGUAUAAAAUUUUUUAUAUAGAUUAUAGAAAAAAAUCUGUUUCAAAUUUUCUGCUUAACAGGUUCUUGUAUAGUCUAGAAGGGGCCUAACUGGUAAAUUAUAGCCAUCUUACUCGUGGGUUUUUACUGCAUGUCAGUUCAUUGUUUCUUAGUUGAUGUUAAAACUACCCAGCAUCGAUCUGCUCGCAAAACCUCUAGUCAGGGCAAACGACAGAACUAUGAGCAGAUAAAAACAGUCUAAAGCAAUUCUUAUGGAUUUUCAAAUAGGGUCAGAUUACCUUCUUUUUUACCAAACGACUAACAAGUUGUCACAUGGAACAGAUCUCUACAUCUCUAUAACAUUGGUAAGGUACUGAACCUGUGGUGAAUAAUUAUUUGGCAUAAUUAUUCAGGAUAAUUAUUUGGAAUAAUUAUUCAGGCGAAUUUAGGAGAAAAAAGGGAAACCCACAGUUAGAAUUGUUACUUCUGUAGCGGUUUGUAGUAAAAUGUUUACGCAUGAAGGCUGCAUUCAACCACCAUGGUACAGAGAAGCAAUGGGGAUGCGCUCGAAAUGUGAAGAUUUUGUAAUAAGAAUUGUUCAGUUUGUGAACUUGGCAAAAACUCCUUUUUUCUCACUUUGAACUGUUUUGUGAAUUGGUUGUGUUAGUUAAACCAAUUAUUUAAAAAUUGGUUCAAACCGUAUUCCUUGAAUUAAGUUGUUGUUUUGAUGUUUUCCGCAGACAACGUCACCAUUUUCAUUCAUAUCAACAAACACCAGGAAAUGCGAUAUUUCUUUUAAAACUGUUGAAUUGUCCUGUGACGGAAAACUUAUCAUUUUGUUUACAUCAGUGCUUUCUCCUUUCCUGUAAAUAGGUUCUACUGGGGAAACUUGUCUGUUAAACAUGCUAAAAGAUGAAAGUUUUGCUAACUUAAGUUAGUUUUGUGUUGUUGUCUCUCACUAGCUAGCGUCGGCCGCUUACCAUAAAGUGUAAAAGACUUUUUACAGCCAUUAAACAAUCAAAUCUUACCUUAAAUUGUUUUAUCCUAAAAUAAGAGACAUCUUUACGAGGUUUUCGCGAUCAAUUUUCCUCCACUGUACUUGGCGUUGCUCAUAGUUUGCGCUGAAUCUAGUAAAGCCAAAGAACGGUCGAAGAACUUCGAAGAACGAAAUUUUCUCCACAUGCACUGCGAGCAUCUGCGCGCGCGUGAACCAGCGUCAUUUUGGCGGGAAAACGUGUGGUAGCCGUCAAAAUUAGAAGUGUUUUUGCGAUCGGGAGUGGGGUUUCUCCGUCAAUAAAAUUUUACCGUGUUAUCUUUCUGGUGAAAAAAGGAAAAAUGAAGCUUUCCUGGGUGACUCUAUUUUUAAUUCGCGAAAAAAACCUUCACGUCAAAUCUUAGCCUGAAUUUCAUCCGAUUACUUCGAGUCGUUAUUACUCCCUCAGUAACGUCGUUGUUGAGAGGAGAAAACGACUCGAAGCAAUCGGAUGAAUUUCAGGCUAGUCAAAUCUUCUUCUCGUACUCGUCCUUACCCUCGAAUCUAAAGAUCCCUUUUCCCGCGAAGUGCAGGGAAAUGUGACGCAAUCCACUCGACCAAUCAGAGCGUGCAAAUCUCCAACCACGUUCCCAGAGAGAAAAAACCUGGGAGCGAGGUUUGCAAAUCGUUGAGUAAUUAUACCAAUAGCGUUAAUAGCAUAUAAGGCGUGAGGAAUACAUAGUUGUCAGCAAAAUCGAGAGAACAGAAUCAAAGUGUGUGUCUGGACAAAAAUGUCAUCGUUUGUCUCAUUAUGUAAUCACUUAGGAUGAAAAUCGCUUAGCAUCUGAGAUGUCCCGUUCUGUCUUCACAUUUGUUACAAAAACGCUUUAACGCUGGCUUUAACUAUUCUCCACGCAGGUCUUGGAAAUUCGGCUGCAGACAUCGCCGUUGAACUUAGCCGCCACGCCUCCCAAGUCUACCUCAGCACUCACAGAGGGGCCUGGGUGAUUUCCCGCCUGGAAAAGCGAGGCUUACCAUGGGAUCAGCGCGUGGAAACAAGGUUCUUUCAAAACCUUCCCUACAAGAUUAAAGAAUGGUUGGCUCUGCGAAGCGCUCAGAAAAGAUUCGAUCAUGAUACCUACGGACUUCUCCCACGGCAUGGAAUUCUGAACGCCCCUACGGUCAUAAGCGACGACCUCCCUCUUCGUAUAGCCACCGGGACAAUCAGGCUUAAACCUGGUAUUUCCUAUUUUACCAGACAAGGUGUCGUAUUCACUGGCGGAUCCUCGCUGAGUCACGUGGACGCUGUAAUAUCAUGCACGGGCUACAAUAUCAAUUUUGAGUUUCUCAAAGACAGUUACAUCCUUCCUGUUGAAGACAACCAAGUGUCUCUUUACAAACAAGUCUUCCCACCCCACCACCCUAAGUCAACCCUUGCCUUUGUGGGUCUGAUCCAGUCCUCCGGUGCGUUUUUUCCCGCGGCAGAGCUGCAGGCUCGGUGGGCAACACGCGUGUUCAAGGGGCUGGCCAGGUUACCUACCAGAGAGGCCAUGUUGCAUGACAUAGGAUUGGAGAAAAAGCUGCUUAGAGAAACAUUCUUUGCUUCAAGGCGUCUGACAAUUCAGGUAGGAGUGUCGAAAGUUAUUUCUAGCUUGUUUCGUAGUAAACCAUGAAAUCUUGUACGAUUGUGUCAGUUUGUCCUCUACCGAUAAGACCAGAAUCAUAAAAAUCAAGUCCUAGCAGCUAUUAGCGUGGAGUAUGUUUUUAGUGGCCUCAACCCCUCGAAAAUCCUUAAAUAACGAUGACCGAGACCAGGUUUUAUGAGCCCGCGAGACUGAGCAUCCCACCCAAACCCUUCUUUUCACUAAAACCGCUGGACACCAACCUGGUUGAAGUCAUUGUUAUCUAAGGUCUUCUCAACCCCUUGCGUCCCCCUGAUGUGCAGUUGUAAGGCUCUUGGACUAGUAACCAGAAGGUCAAAAGUUUUACUCCCAUUACGAAAACGGUUCGCAAACCGUUUCAAGCGCGUAGCGCGUAGAAUUGACUUUUUUUGUGCCUGCUUGGAAUGUUACCUAUAAUUACUAUAGUUUUUAAACGCAAAUGAUGAUGAGGUAAGGCAUUCGCCAUUCGCCGAACAAGAAACAAAGGAAACUGAGUUAACUUUCGCAAAGACUUCUGGGACUCUUCCUAGCCCUUCCAAACAUACCAUAAUACUCUUUGCUGUCCCUCUAAAAUUUUACAUAAGCUUUGUUUUCAAUUUCUCUUGGGGAUCUAGUAAGCUCCUAGAGAAAGUGAAAAUAAUGCGUACGCUAAUUUUGGACGGACAACAAAGAGUAUUAUGGUAUUUUUGAAAAAGGCCUAUUUGCCAAUCGCUGACCGGGGCGUCCCCAGUAACGAUCCCAGAAACAAUUACAGUAUCCUCUUUUCCUCUCUAAAAUGUUAAAAUUAAAAAUUAAAUCUUCAGGUAUCCAGCAUUGCAUAUAAAGAUCAGAUAGCAGAUCUAAUUGGCUGCAAACCGAACCUCGGAAGGCUCUUUUUCAGGGACCCUCUCCUGGCCAUCAAGUGCUUUUUUGGACCCUGCUGUGCGGCCCAGUACCGUCUCAUGGGGCCCGGGGCGUGGCCUGGGGCCAAACAAGUCAUAGAGGAAACAUACCGCAAUGAAAUGUUCCCAAAUGUUCAGAGAAGAAACGAAACCAAUACAACCAAGAAUCAGACCAUUGUAACGUUGCUGAAAUUGGUCUGCGUUUUCGCCACCGUGGCUACUCUGAAAGAACUGUGCCAGGACCUCAACGCCGAAUGGGACGCGGUUUGGGGAUGGCUGCGAGCCGCGCGAUGAACUCUGAUUCCCGGAUGUUCACUGCGAAAGACUGCUGACACGAGCUCCCCUUGCCACGGGCUCGUUAUAGAGAAGCCAAGUUGCAACGAGGACUUCCGAUGGACUGAAUGCCGAAAGUUGUGAAUAUGCUGGAGAGUCAGUGGCUCACGGACAGAAACACUGGGAAAAAAGAAGAAAAGGAAACUGUUCGAAGGUGACUUUAAGCGCAUAUUUAAGUAUUGACGAUUCUGUAGCGUCAACGAGAACACAAUCUCGAAAAAAGACAAACAUUUGGUUCACAGGAAACCACUGCUAAAGUAGCUUACUAAUAAAUCAUAGAGCUGAUAACUUUCAAUCACAACAAGGUCCGCAGUACAGUUAACACAUUAACCCUUUAAACCCUACGAGCGAUCAGCAUCAAAUUUCUCCUUGUAAUAUCAAUCUUUUGUAAAACAGAGUGGUCAUGAGAAUUGAGAACAUGAUCAGGGAAGAUGGGUCUAAUUGAUAUUUCAACAAAUUCUCCAAACUGCCUCUAUUGAAAAAGUAUAGGGACAGUAAAUGAGAAUCUCAAUUUUGAUAUUUGGGUUUAAAGGGUUGAAAAGCGAAGACUUCCAGUAGUACUUUAGUUUCUUUCGGGAUAGUAGAGCGCGCGAAAAACACGAGCACACGUGAAAAUAGCCUGAGAACUUCCGGUAGUCGCUUCCCUCCUCUUCGGGUAGAGAGAAGCGACGACCGGAAAUACGUUUCGCUAUGCGCGAGAAGAAAAACCUUUUUUCACGCGCGUUCGUGUUUUUUCUCGCACUAUCUUCCCAAAGGAAACUAAGGGACAAAUUGUAGUCUACAAGAGGAGAGCUCUGCUCGAUACAGUUUUAACGUGAAAGAUUGAACUGCGCAGGUCACCCACGCAUGUAUAAAUAACAUAUCAGCAUUUGAAGGCGACAAUAUUGUCAUAAUUAUUGAAAAGCAUUAAGGCUUGGAUAAACAGAUUAAGC
Messenger RNA from Porites evermanni, 14758 nucleotides. Lineage: Eukaryota; Metazoa; Cnidaria; Anthozoa; Scleractinia; Poritidae. The record is from the annotation of a GenBank genome assembly.